UAUUAGACCCAGCCCCAGUUAUUUGCCCUACAGAACAUGAAUUACUGAUACAUACGGCAAGCGAGCGACCGGGAGAGCGAAAGCAAAAGCCGACUCUGAAACCCCAUCUCACUGUUCCCCCUUUUCAAAUCCAGGAUUUCCAUUCCCACAUCAAUACUUUCAAAUUUAAGCUAUUCCUUUUAUAUCCGUAUAAAUCUGGCAGUGGCCAAGAUGACGAAGAAGAAGGAAGAGCCGGGGAAUCAGAUGGACGCCGCCAAUGACCACGGCUUCAACAUUAAAAACAUUAUGAAAGAUAUCCAGUUUCUUGGAUCCUCCCACAUGACAUGGAAGGAGAGGAAAGAGAUUGAGAAUAGGAAGGUGGUUUCUUUGGGUGGAAAGCCCCCUAAGAGGCAGAGAUUACCUCUGAGUGUUGCUAAGGCGGUCAUGAAGAAUCAAAAGAAAAGAGAAGAGAAAAUGCUUCAAGAGAAUAUGAUUCUUGGCCGAUUUAGAGGAAAGCUUGGUGGUGGUAGUGGCACUAAAGGAUCCACAGACAAGCGGAGGCCUGAGGACAGGGUUUUGAAGUCAAGUGAAGGCCAUUUUAAAAAUGGUGUACUCGAUGUGAAGCAUUUGUUUCACAAGUCUCCCGCUAAAGACAAUGACUUUGAUGGUCACCCUUUUAAUAAAGGGAAAAAGAAAAAGGGAAGUGGUAAAAAGAACGGAGGGAAGAAGAAAGGUGGUGGUCGUGGUGGCAAGAAGCGCCAUUGAAUGAAACGUGUAAACUAGUAAAGGUACAAGCUGUUCGUCAAUGCCAGUUUUGGAUCUUAAAAGCUGAUAAAAAUAGCCCUUAUAUCAUAUAGUUGGUGUAUGAUCUUCAUCUGUUAUUGUGUACUAAGCUCAUUUCAGUGUCAAAGCCGACAAGUAUGCAGAGAGAAGAUUGAGAACUGUAGGAGGUGCAGUAUUUUAUUGAUUUUGAUGGGGGAGAUCGAUAGUUUUUGUGAUUUUGUUUGCAUAAUUUGUUCAUUCUCUCCCAUAUUUAUUUUCAUCAUAUUGUUUGUAGAAGCAUUUACAGGCAAAGAAAAUACUCUACUUUUGCAAAUGGAUUUUUCAGCCUUCAAAA
Gossypium arboreum is the source of this 1096-nucleotide messenger RNA. RefSeq lists its product as uncharacterized. Bases 211 to 744 code for a protein of 177 amino acids. The record is from RefSeq and is a predicted model, not a curated record. The transcript is spliced from 4 exons. Gene Ontology annotation, cellular component: nucleolus. Gene Ontology annotation, biological process: maturation of SSU-rRNA from tricistronic rRNA transcript (SSU-rRNA, 5.8S rRNA, LSU-rRNA). Lineage: Eukaryota; Viridiplantae; Streptophyta; Magnoliopsida; Malvales; Malvaceae.